AUGGGGACCACAGGCACCCAGACUCAGCUUCCAGCGUCCCAAGAAUUUCACACCACCUGUUUGGGAGUAAAGGAUGAUGAUGAGAGGUGGGACACUCUAAUUGUAACCUGCACCAACAGUGCCACGAGCAUCUUUGCUGGCUUCGUCAUCUUCUCUGUUAUUGGCUUCAUGGCCAAUGAACGCAAAGUCAACAUUGAGAACGUGGCGGACCAAGGACCAGGCAUCGCAUUCGUGGUUUACCCCGAGGCCUUAACCAGGCUGCCGCUCUCUCCGUUCUGGGCCAUCAUCUUUUUCCUGAUGCUCCUUACACUUGGACUUGACACUAUGUUUGCCACCAUCGAGACCAUAGUUACCUCCAUCUCGGAUGAGUUCCCCAAGUACCUGCGCACACACAAGCCAGUCUUCACUCUGGGCUGCUGCGUUUGUUUCUUCAUCAUGGGCUUUCCUAUGAUCACUCAGGGUGGAAUUUACAUGUUUCAACUUGUGGACACGUAUGCUGCCUCCUAUGCCCUCGUCAUCAUUGCCAUUUUUGAGCUCGUGGGGAUCUCCUAUGUGUACGGCUUGCAAAGAUUCUGUGAAGAUAUAGAGAUGAUGAUUGGAUUCCAGCCCAACAUUUUCUGGAAAGUCUGCUGGGCAUUUGUAACUCCAACCAUUUUAACUUUUAUCCUUUGCUUCAGCUUUUACCAGUGGGAGCCCAUGACCUAUGGCUCCUACCGCUACCCUAACUGGUCCAUGGUGCUUGGAUGGCUAAUGCUCGCCUGUUCUGUUAUCUGGAUCCCAAUUAUGUUUGUGAUAAAAAUGCAUCUGGCCCCUGGCAGAUUUAUUGAGAGGCUGAAGUUGGUGUGCUCCCCACAGCCAGACUGGGGCCCAUUCUUAGCUCAACACCGCGGGGAACGCUACAAGAACAUGAUCGACCCCCUGGGAACCUCUUCCCUGGGACUCAAACUGCCAGUGAAGGAUUUGGAACUGGGCACCCAGUGCUAGUCCAAUGGCGUGGGAUGGUCCAGAUUUGAUUCUGUUUUCCUCUCUGCUUCCCUCUAAUGUUUUCCCCAG
Galeopterus variegatus (Sunda flying lemur) is the source of this 1053-nucleotide messenger RNA. Its product is annotated as sodium- and chloride-dependent glycine transporter 2-like. Gene Ontology annotation, biological process: glycine import across plasma membrane; synaptic transmission, glycinergic; sodium ion transmembrane transport. Lineage: Eukaryota; Metazoa; Chordata; Mammalia; Dermoptera; Cynocephalidae. Bases 1 to 984 code for a protein of 327 amino acids. The transcript is spliced from 8 exons. The record is from RefSeq and is a predicted model, not a curated record. Gene Ontology annotation, cellular component: membrane. Gene Ontology annotation, molecular function: glycine:sodium symporter activity.